This is a messenger RNA of Cavenderia fasciculata, 5013 nucleotides long. RefSeq names its product tetratricopeptide-like helical domain-containing protein. The transcript has 8 exons. Lineage: Eukaryota; Evosea; Eumycetozoa; Acytosteliales; Cavenderiaceae. The coding region runs from base 1 to 5013 and encodes 1670 amino acids. Gene Ontology annotation, cellular component: Ski complex. Gene Ontology annotation, molecular function: protein binding. The record is from RefSeq and is a predicted model, not a curated record.
AUGAGUAUUCUAUUUAUCUAUGUUUUAUCUACCUAUCUAUCUAUUAUCUAUAUAUAUGCCUGUUUAAAAGACUCCAUUUUUUUAAACUUUUCUCACACUUGUGUGAUCUUCAAUGCGCAUUUCGAUAUUCCAUCAUUCAUCAACGACGACAAGACGACGAUGGAUGUAAAGAUAAUAAUAAAGCAAGCAAGAGAUGCAAUCGAUAAAAAGGACUAUAAGAAAGCAUUAGAGAUUUGUACAGAUGGAUUAGACUUUCACAAUAUGAACUUUAAUCUUCAUCUCUUUAUAGGUCUUUGUAACUUUAAUCUCAACAAAUUCAAAGACAGUGAAGAUGCUUAUAAAAAUGCUCAAUCUAUUACUCCUUCUUCUCCUUUUCCAUUGAGAGGAUUAAUGGAUUUAUAUCAAAAGAGCGGUGAAGGUGAAAAAUAUAUCAAAGUAAUCAAGGAAUUGAUACCUCACACUACAGAUGCAAUCAAAAAAAGAGAACUUCAAUCUAAAAUGGUUGAUCAUCAUAUUGCUAAUCAACAAUUCAAAGAACCUAUAGAAAUGUUGUUUGAUAUGUUGGCUUCUAUUCAACAACAACAACAACAAUCACUCGAAACUGAUGCAGUCACGACCACCACCACCACCACCUCCUCCUCCUCCUCCUCCUCCUCCUCUAUCAAUAGUGAAAGAUUAAAGAUAUUGAUAAAGUUAGAGUCACUUGUUUAUCAACAAAAACAACAACAAGUAAAGCUUUUAUUCGAGAAUGGAAUGAAGGAAAAGAAUAUUCCAAUUCUUAAUCCAGCCAAGGCAAAAGUCAUCGGUGCACCAACACAUACACCUCAACAAGCUCAAGAUAAAAUAUUAAUUGAAAGAAAUGCCUAUUCAAAGGUUUUAGAUUCUUAUAAUAUUAAAAUUUACAAAGAAAUUAUAGAAUCUGAAGAUUUAUUAUCAUUGAUUGAAAUUAAACAAGUUGAAAAGGUUUACCAAAACUAUAUCGAAUAUUAUAUGCAAAAGAGAUUUUCUGUUGUUGGUGAUUCUUUGGAAGCGGAUCAAAAAAGAGAGGAAUUAAAAAGUAUAAUAUACCAGGAAUGCGUUAAAAUGAAUAGAUUACUUCUCUAUCCAUUCUUUCCACUAGAAACAAUGAUAUUGCUUUUAGAGGAAAACGGCAAAGCAUCCACUGAUACUAGUAUUUUGGGAAUUUCUCAAUUGUUGACUAGAAUGCACCCAGACAGAGGAUUGGGUUGGAUUGGUUUGGGCUACUACCAAGUAUUCCAUCAAUACGAUCAAUCAGAAAAUACUAGAUCCAUGUUGGAAAUGGGUUUGGCGCAGACACCCAAUUCAAUACUUGGAAACGUUGCUCUUGGUAAAAUAUAUCUUGAACAAAAGAAUCACGAUCGUCUCAAAGAUGUUGUCAGAAAGGGAUUAGACUCUUGUUCUGCCAAGGAAAAGGAAAAUGGAAAAUUCUAUGAUCGAUACAACAUUGAUCUUCAUCUCUACCUCGCCGAAUCAUUAUUGAUUACCUAUGAAACGGAAAAUGCUGUAUUGGUUCUUGAACAAGUUCUAAAAAAACAUCCAAACGACACUCAAACACUCUUUACAUUGGCAAAAUUAUAUUUUGAUCAUCAAAAGUUUGAUCAAUCACUUGGACUAUUCCAAAAAAUAAUCGAACUGGAAUCAUCAUCAUCAACAAACAACAAACAGGUUCAAAACCUUUCAAAAUCAAUGGUCAUUUGGAUUAAACUACAACAACAUGACACUGUCAAAAUCGAUCAAGAUACCAAAGACCAAAUUGUCACACUAUUACAAAACGAUGAUGGAUAUCUUAAUCAUUUUUUGUUAGGAUUAUAUUAUCGUUUGGUCGGUGAAAAUGAUCAAGCCGUCCAAGAAAUGUUAAAGAGUGCACAGAAAAAUCCAUCCUAUGCAUUGACCUUUUCGAAUCUAGGUCUAUUGUACAAGGAUAAAAAAGAUAUGGAAAGAUCAAAAAAAUGUUUCCAAAAAGCCCUCUCACUCGAUAUUCUCAACUAUGACGCUGGUAUACAACUAUCAAGUAUUUAUAUUGCAAAUGAACAAUAUACAUUGGCGUCGUCACUCUACCAAGAUAUUACUGCACGUUGCUUGGAGAGUAGAAAACAACUAAAUAUCAACAUUGCAAAAUGUUCGUGGGCAUUUUAUAGACUUGGUCUCUAUCAAAUGGACAUUGGACAGUUGGACAACUCUUGUUCAAACUUUUUGAUGGCACUCAAAGGAAACCCAGAUAAUGAGCAAUAUUGGAGAGGUAUUGGUGAAUGCUAUAGACGUCAAAUCAAGUAUAUUGCAUCACUAAAAGCUCUCAAGAGAGCUGAAGAACUCCUUGUUUCAUCCAAUGCAACGGCUCCAGAUCUCAACUAUCAAAUUGCCUCUCUCAACAUGACACUUGGAGAAUACAAAGAAGCCAUCAUCGAGUUUGAUUUGGUACUUGCCUCUCUACCAAACCAUUUACCUUCUUUCAAAGGAAAGGCUGAUUGUUACUUUCAAUUGGCAACUGACCAUCUCAAAUCCAAUUACCAAAGACUCGCUUAUCUUUAUUUGACAUUGGCAGAGGAAAGUUGUCUUAAAGCCAUCGACUCAAAACAAGGAGACUUUGAGAGUGUUUGGAAAUUGUAUGGUGAUAUAUCAAGUCACUAUCACUAUUUGGCACCUAGCUCAAGAGAGGAUGGAGGUGAUAUAGAUUACAUUGGCAAGUUGGAACAAGCCACAAAGUCUUACCUUAGAUGUAUCGAAAUUCAACCACUCAACUUUAACUCGCUCUAUGAUUUGUCAUUGUCAAAUUAUUAUCAAUACAUUAGACUCUCCAACAAAUACAAUCAAGAACAAAAGGAAAAAGAAAAGGAAAUUCUUUUACAACGAUUAGACACGUUAUUUAAAUCAUCGGUAAAGUGUAUUACCCAAGCAAUUAACCAUUCACCAAGACAAGCAAGAUACUGGAAUUUAUUGGGUGUCAUUCUCAUUGAUAAAUAUCCAAUGCAAAGUCAACAUGCAUUUAUCAGAUCAAUUCAAAUCGAUCCAAGUAAAUCAAACCCCUACAAUAACCUUGCAAUGUUGUAUUUGCAAAAUAACAAGAUUGACCUAUCCAACUCAUCAUUGUUUAUCAGCAAAUCCAAUGAUGCCACUUUUAUUUCUUCAUGGUCCAUUCAAGCUUUGAUUCAUGAACUAAAGAAUGAUUCUAGUCAAUCUUAUUCUGAAUAUUCCCAUAUUGAAAUUGCCUUGGAAUCUGAUCCCUCUGGUGAAGGAUUAUUAAGUAAUGGUAUUCUUUGUUAUUAUAAUGGUAACAUUGAUCGUGCAGAAUUAUCUCUAGAGGUGAUGGGCAAAGAAAAAGAUAAAAAGCUUAAUCUCCAAAGCAAUGAUAUUAUUACUCUUGAUUCAUUGUCAUUGUCGGAUAAUGAAAUCAUUAGCUACAGACAAGGAGGAGCAGAGGAUGACCCCUCAUUAUCAAUAUCUGAACCAAUUAAAAAGUUUAUUUUGAUAAAUAUUGCUAGGGUCCAAUGCAAACUUGAAUCUUACCAGCAAAGUCUAGUAACAUUGGAGCCAUACAUUGGAGCUACAAAGGAGAAAUCUUUGUCUUCAAGUCACAUUUUGGAAAUUGUAGGCUUGGCCAACCAUCAUCUCGGAAACAGUGACAAAGCCAUUGAAUAUCUAAAACAGUCGGUCGCUGCCAUCAAGCCAGACAUUAUCAAUGACGAUGGUGCAUGCAAACUACGUAAAGUUCAAUUAUUAUUGACAAUGGCCACUAUUUGUUUUAAAACAAAUCGUUUAAAACAAUGUGAACAAAUCAUUGAAAAGGUUAUCGAAUCGGAUCCCAAUUUAGAAAAUGCCUAUCAUCUUUUGGCCUCGAUCUAUAUCUUGUCGGAAGAAUACAGAAAAGCAACGGAUACCAUCAAAAGGCUACACAACCAAACUCUUCAUCCAACCCUACAAGGUCUCUUGAUCCUUGCCAGAUGCGCAAUACUCGAACAAAAGUUUGAAAAGGCUAGAACUGUCCUCUUAAAGGCAUGCCAUUGCUUCCCCAACGAAAUCUCAACAUGGACUUGGUUGGCCCAGUUCCUCAACACCUACUCUUCAAAGGAUGUUACAUUAUCAAAUAUUCGUCAAAUAUUGUACCAACAAAUAGAAAUCCAACAACAAUCGCUCGAGAAUAUCAACAAUGGCAAUCUUGUCAAAUACCAAGUCGAACACAUCCAGCUGUUGGAACAACUAUCCAAAACCUUCCUCUUUGAAAUUUCACAACCCUACUCUGAAAAUAUUGACAAUUCCAUCAACACUACCAAGAAGAUCAUUCAUAUCAACCCCAACUACCUCGGUCCUUGGAAACAACUGUCCACAUUGUACUAUAUCCGUGCACUACAUAAAUCUGACCAAGAGUCUUUUGAAAAUGCCCUCAUUUUGAAUCAACUGGUCAGAAAGCUCGCAUCUGAACAGUCCUAUAUCUUUACAGCCGAAGAAAUGUUCCUUUUAGACUUUGGACUCGGUGAUAUCUACAUUUAUAAUUCCAAUCAAGAACUAUUCAACAAUCAUCACUCCAAGUUAAUGUCAACCCAUAAAGAUGACCCCAUACUCACUUCACAAUUGCAACGACAACUUGGUAGAUUCGAUCUAUUGGUUCAAAAAGAUCCUUUAUCAUCAAUUGCAAAUUAUAAGAAAUCUUUACAAUCAAAUCCUCUAAAUCUUAUUUCUUAUCAAGAACUAUCAUACAUUUAUGAAGAAUUAAAAUACUAUGAAGCAUCAUAUCAUUGUUUAAACAGAGCAUUGAGUAUUAUUCAACAACAAAUCAAGGAAUCGAAUAACAACAAAUACAGUAGCCAAGAUAACCAAAACCAAUAUUUAAUUUUGGUUUGCAGAAUCGUUCGAUAUUUGAUAUUGACCAAACAAACAACUGUAGCAUCCAAGACUUUGGAAGAGUAUCUCCAAUCCCAAAAACAUCAACAAAACCAACAACACCCAGUCAUCCUUUUGUUCAAGAGACAAGAAACCAUCAAAACAACUAGAGAAUGA